Molecule: messenger RNA, 1605 nt
Organism: Colletotrichum truncatum
Lineage: Eukaryota; Fungi; Ascomycota; Sordariomycetes; Glomerellales; Glomerellaceae
Product: mob1 family protein
Cellular component (GO): cytoplasm
Source: RefSeq, a predicted model, not a curated record
AUGUCAAUGGCGCCGAGCUCGCCCCGGCUGCCCAGCCCACCGCCGCCCGUAGAGAUCCAGAUCGGCCCUAAAUCCCCCUCGAUGGGCGCGCAGUCAAAUCGCCAGGCUUCACCCAUGGAGCAGUCACUGAUAGACGCCAACUCCAGGCGUCGUAUACAUCCAGGCACCAAGGCCGCCGACAUGGCAGCCGGACCGCCGCUAGUCCCCCUUAACGAGCUCGACUCGGCCUUUCAGCUCCAAGAACACCUCGCCGCCCUACACUAUUACCAUACAAACAGCAACAGCUCCCCGAUAACCCGUACGACAGCGAUCCAGCUUGCGACGCCACCUCCGGGGAUCGACCGUACCCUCUGGCUUUACGAGCUGUGCCGCUUCCUCAUCUCGCAGUGCAAUACUCUCAUUGUCGGCUUUCUCUUCGAUUCUCCGCCCUGCAGUGCCGUCACCUGCCCCGAGAUGCGCGCCUCCGAGUGGCAGUUUCUUUGCGCUGUUCAUGAGCAGCCCAAGAGCUGCUGCGCCAUCGAUUAUUGCUGUCACACUCUUGACUGGGCCGCCAACAUCGUUACCGACCCUAAAAUCUUUCCCUCUCGCUUUGUUGUCCUCUCCGACGUUCACAACAAGGGUGUAGCUGUUAAGAACCUCGUCAAUGUCUUCCGCCGUCUGCACCGGAUUUUCGCUCAUGCCUGGUUCCAGCACCGCGCUGUCUUCUGGACCAUUGAGGGCCAGACGGGUCUGUACGUCUUCUUCAAGACUGUUUGCGAUAUGUACGACCUCCUUCCUGCCGAGAACUACAAGCUGCCACCUGAAGCCGAGGGUCUGGAGACAGCUACGGCCGUGCCUGAUAGCAAUGGAGCCGACAAGAAGCAACUGCCUAUGUCCAUUGUCAAGCCCCCUCACCGUAGCGAGGGCGCUGCUCAAGGAGAGGAUGACAACUACCAGCCUGUGGGUCGGACCGCAACGAGGCGCCACGUCAGAGCCAGCCCGUCCGUUGGGAGUGCGGUAACAACCGUGGUGGAGGCUGAUGAAGAGGACAACGUUGUGAUGAACAAAAUGCGUGACAUGCAUAUUUCCGCGCCAGAGACAGUCGAGGAGGAGCCUGAAGUUGCGGAAGUGCCCGUCAUUGUGGAGAAGGAGAUCAUGGAAGAUGUUCCGUCACCUGAGGAACAGCCAAAGGAGGAGGCAACAACGGUACAAGAGGUCAAGGUCGAGACCGAGCCUGAACCGACUGGUCAGCCCUCUGAUAACGAAGGUAAACCUGCUGCGCCGACGGAGGAGGAGCCUGGCAAGUCGCUGGCGGAAGACAAAACGAGAGACCAGGCCGAUGAGUCUUCUACAUUAACCGAGCUUGAGAAAACGGAAUCCGCGGCGCAGGAAGCUCAAGAAGAAGCCAGCAAAGACAGCAGCGCAGCCGAUGUCAAGGAAGAGGCGUCUUCGACUGAGAAGGAAUCAGCAGACAAAGACGUCAGCACACAGGACUUCGCCAAAGAGUUGACCAAGCCAGCCGAAUCGGUCACAGACGUCGCAGACGACAGUGGCAAGAAAGAACAAGGCCAGAAAGACGAGUCCGAAUCAAACGUUGAGUCUAAGGAUGAGAAGAAGGAAUCCUGA